Vicia villosa (hairy vetch) is the source of this 1432-nucleotide messenger RNA. Its product is annotated as RING-H2 finger protein ATL16-like. Gene Ontology annotation, biological process: protein ubiquitination. The record is from RefSeq and is a predicted model, not a curated record. Gene Ontology annotation, molecular function: transferase activity. The transcript has a single exon. NCBI's taxonomy places the organism in Eukaryota, Viridiplantae, Streptophyta, Magnoliopsida, Fabales, Fabaceae. The coding region runs from base 400 to 1398 and encodes 332 amino acids.
GGAGAUGAAAAGACAAUAUUCAUAUAAGAGAAAACACCAAGGUAAGCAACACACUACAAAGUUGUCAAAAGACUACGAUUACAUUAAUCCAAAACCCUUUGUUUCCUUCCUCAUUAAGACAAGUCUAGGCCCCCUUCCUUCUCUUUAUGUGUUUCCUUUUCCUUGUAAUCACCACAUGCACAUGUCAGUCUCAAAUUAUAUAUUCUAAUCAUUUUUGUACGCACCUGCAGAGACUAAUUCAUCUGAUAAAUAAGUUGUGUAUGAAUGCAGAGACUAAUUCAUCUGGUCGAAUAGGACUACAAUAGACGACAAAACUCUGACUCAUCACAAAGUUUCAAAAGUUUUCCAUGCACCUAUCCUUUUAAGGCCACCACAUAUCUCAUAUUCACAUCUUUCAUCAUGGCACUAACCAAGAACCAAUUCAACAACCUUGGAUAUCAAGCUCUCCCACCUAUCAUAACUCAAGAUAAUACACUUCAUCAUCACCCUCCACAGCCUGUUUCACCCUAUGCUUUUCCCAUUUUUGCCAUUGUUGUUCUCAGCAUCAUUGCUACCAUUCUGUUACUCCUCAGCUACAUCACUUUUCUAACCAAAUUCUGCUCAAACUGGAACCAAGUUAACCCAACAAGAUGGAUUUCGGUCCUCCGAGCUCGACGGAACGACGAAGAUCACUUCAUCGCAUUGUCUCCUACACCAUGGAACCGGGGAUUAGACGAAUCUGUCAUCAGAGAUAUCCCAUCUUUUCAGUUUAUAAAAGGUGAAUGUGAAGAUCAAACUGUAUAUGGCUGUGUGGUUUGUUUGACUGAGUUUCAAGAACAAGAUGUGAUAAAAAUCCUACCAAAUUGUAACCAUGCUUUUCACUUGGAUUGCAUUGAUAUUUGGCUUCAAACAAACUCUAACUGUCCUCUUUGUAGAUCAAGCAUUUCAGGCAAUACAGCAAGUACUCCAUUUGAUAUUAUCAUAGCUCCAAGCUCUUCUCCUCAGAAUUCUUCUUCUCAGUUACUCUCAAACUUAUCAAGUGAUGAAGAUUUUGUUGUCAUUGAAUUAGGUGGAGAAGAAAAUGAGGUUCAUGACUCAAGAAGAAGCAUAGGACAUAGUAGAAACUAUCACUCUACAAGGGAAAUGAAACCAAAGUGUCCUUAUGUGUCCAUCAUGGGAGAUGAGUGUGUUGAUAUGAUCAGAAAGAAAGAUGAGUUGUUUUCGAUUCAGCCGAUUCGGAGAUCUUUCUCGUUGGAUUCUGCAUAUGAUAGACAAAUGUUCAUGGAUGUUCAAGCCAUUAUACAACAAAAUGAGGCUAGUGCAAGUGAGGAUUGUAGUAGCAGAAGUAAAAGAGCAUUCUUUCCAUUUUGUUAUUAUGGAAAAGGGUCCAAAAAUGUAAUCAUUCCAUUUGGAGAAUGAUGUUUAAUUCAAGAUGAUUUUCCAUUUUUUUUCA